AAUUUUGCAAAAUCAUUUUAAAUUAUUCUUUUAUAUAUAAUGAGCACACUACAUGAAUAUUUCCUGAAAAUCUAUACUAUUUUUAAUAGAAAUCAAAUUUAAAGUUUGAAUUUUUAGAACCGCGCCAAAAACGCUAUUCCUGUGAUGGCGCCGGCAGAUGACGUCUGUGACGUCACACGCCAGUAAACACGAUCACGAGCUGUCAGCCGAAGUUAAUUUCAUUAUUGUGCUUGAUUUUGCUAUAAAAUCAUAGAUAAAAUGGUCUAUAAAUGGUGUGUAGUGCCAAAAUGUACGAAUACGUGUAUAAAUAGUCCACAAACAUUGUUUGUUUCUGUUCCAACCGAUUGUAAAAGACGAAAAAAGUGGUUACUAUUAGCUCGGAGAGACCCAAAGGGCAUUUCAUCGACUUCAAAUAUAUUUAUGUGUGAAGAUCACUUCGAUGUAAGUAUAAAUUGAAUAUAUUAUCUACUAGGUAGCUUAAAUUACCGCUUUUUUAAGAUUGAAAUGAUAUAUAACUAUCUAUAACCUCAAAUGUAUCUUUGGUUAUAUUGAGGAUAAGUCAGUGUUGAGGAUCAAAGAUCCUGUUUAUUAACAAUAAACUUAUUACUCUGUAGGGUUUCAAAAUGUUUUCUGUUGUUUUGAUUAUAUUAGCUACCUACAUAUCUCAAUAAUUUUCUAUGCUGUGUCAUUUUACCUACUUUGCUUAUUAGAUAGUGAUAGUUAUGUUGAAUUGCAGAUGGAAAAAGACACCAUUAACUACAUGCAGUACAAAAUGGGUUUCAGCAAGAAGAUACUUUUGACAGAAGAUGCUGUGCCAACAAAAUUUCAUUGUCAAGAAGAUCGUAAAAGACCACUGUCUGAUGCUGGACUUUCUCGAGGAGCAUAUGUCAAGAGGAAAAGAAUGGAUUUGGUCAACACAUGUUUGCAAAGUCAAAAUGCUACUGAAGCCCAAGCUGAAAGCUUACAAAAAGAUGAGAGUUUGAUACAAGACAUUAUUGAACCUCAAGGUUUAUCAAGAACUCAAGACAGAGAAACUAUUACCAACUCUAUCAUAACUGCAGAAAAAUCUGUGCAAGUAACAAUAAAAGAGAAUGUGCAUCAUAGGAGCAAAUCUGUGCAAACAAGAUGCCAGACUAUAAGUAUUUCUACCUCACCAAUGAAAGUUUCUACAACAUCUCAUUCCACUUCACCCUUUAAGAUUAAACCAUGCAGUCUUCGACCAUCACAGUCUGAAAUUGUCAAAGCAGUCAAGAGAAAUGUUUUUCUUGAAGAUGAAAAGUCAGAUAGUGAUAUUUCCUGUAUUGAAAGUGGUCGUCAUUUAUCACCUUUUGUAACUAAAUCAGCAUCAUCAACAUCAGGGCUUACCGACUCUGAUAGUAAUGUUACAGAUGCCAAUGAGAAUAUUGAAAAAUUAGAGUGCCUCAAAAUUACUAUGCGUUCAAUCUCUAAAAAACCAAUGAUGUAUGUUGGUAUUCCAAAAAUGUUAUUUCUUAAUCAAAUUGUUACAUAAACACACAAGCAUAAAAGUAGAACACAUUUUGCUAUGCUUGAAAAAGAUUAGAAUGAACAGUACAUUUUCUGAACUGGAGGAUAAUUUUGAAAUAUCAUUAUCUUAUGCUAGUAAAUUGUUUCU
This is a messenger RNA of Acanthoscelides obtectus, 1633 nucleotides long. NCBI's taxonomy places the organism in Eukaryota, Metazoa, Arthropoda, Insecta, Coleoptera, Chrysomelidae. The record is from the annotation of a GenBank genome assembly.